Molecule: messenger RNA, 2078 nt
Organism: Salarias fasciatus (jewelled blenny)
Lineage: Eukaryota; Metazoa; Chordata; Actinopteri; Blenniiformes; Blenniidae
Product: zinc finger protein 497-like
Exons: 6
Coding region: 54-2039 (661 amino acids)
Source: RefSeq, a predicted model, not a curated record
CUGUCUUCGGGUAAUUUCGGAAAGUGUUCGUGUUGACUCGGAGCUUCGCUGACAUGAAGCGCGAUGAGGCGUCCAGAGCCGCGGAGCUGCGCCGGUUUGUCGCCGACACUCUCUCCGCCGCCUCCCGGGAGAUCCUGGCGGCUGUCGACAGGCUCGUGGCCGAGCUGGAGGAGGAGGCUGCCGGCUUCAGGAGGCAGGUCACCCGGCAGCAGAGGCAGCUGGAGGUCCGCUCCGUUGGUGCUAAAUGCAGGAGAAGCUCCAGUCCUGCUGAGGAGAACCUGGAGAACCCGGAGAACCCGGAGAACCUGGACUUGACCUCUCCAUCCAGGUCGUCACCUCCGCGGCGUCGGAACGGGAGAAGGACGUCCGGCACGCGUCGGGACCAGGAGAAGAAGAACCACAUCCAGCUCAGGGUCCGGGUCCUGGACGACCCUCAGACCGCCGUCCUGUCCAGCAGUGUGCUGAAGAGAUGUCCGGUUCGGGAGCUGCGCUGCCGUCCGGACCUGCAGGAGGCCGACUUUGCCCUCCUGCUGAGGACCUCCUUCCCUCAGCUGGCCGCGGGAGACCGAGCCUUCGACGUGCUGACGUCGGACCGCCGCAGGAGGCUGCGGCCGCUGGAGCUGCGGCGUCUGACGCCCGGGGAGAUCCACCGGAGCGCCGGCAGCAGCUCCUGCAGGAGGUGCACCGUCCACAUCCGCCUGAAGGAGGAGCCUGCAGGCGUUUGCGAUCAGCCAACCGGCAGCUCCGUCAGCGGCACUGAAGACGGCGAGGAAACCUGCCGACGGCCCAGUGAAUCUGUUCCUGAGGUCGAAGGUUCCGGAGCCGGGAACUCGUCUGAGACCGAGAUGGAACCAAGUGAUGAAGUUCAGGAGACGUCUGGACCAGCUGUGACCUCUGGAACGGAGAACAACGGAACCGAUGAAGGAGAACCCAGCAGGAACCGGAGACCAGAACGGAGUGAAGACAAACCCAACAGGAGACCAGUUGGACUCCAGCUGGGACCUGAAGGACCUGAUGGGUCUGAUGGACCUCCAGACCCUGCUGGACCUCCAGACCCUGCUGGACCUCCAGACCCUGCUGGUCCCAGUCAGAUGGAUCUGGAGGAGGAGGUCUCUGAAGUCUCCUGUAGACUCUGCCGGUCUGUCCUCGGCUCGGAGGCGGCGCUGGUCCAACACGUGUGGAGUCUCCAUGCCAGUGAAUCGGUCUGCGGCGUUUGCGGAGAACCUUCGGCGUCCGUGGAGCUGCUGAAGGAUCAUCUGCAGGACCGGCACCGAUGGAGUGGCGAGCCGCUCCCGGCGGUUCCUCACUCGGCGGCGGCGGCGCUGACGGGCGAGGAGGACCUGCAGGAGGAGCGCCACCGCUGCUACAUCUGCCACCAGGAGUUCCCGCUGAGGGAGCAGCUGAAGACCCACCGCCGCACUCACAGGAACAGGAAGUCGCAGCAGUGCGGCGUGUGCGGCAAGUCCCUGAGCGACUACCGCUCGCUGUCCCGCCACAUGAUGAUCCACUCCGAGGAGCGGCCGCACGGCUGCCGGCUCUGCGGGAAGCGCUUCAAGCUGGCCGGGACCCUGAGGCAGCACGAGAAGAUCCACACGGACCGCCGGCGCUCGCACCUCUGCCACGUCUGCUGCAAGAUGUUCCUGACCGGCCGGCAGCUGCACGACCACGUGAUGACGCACGGCGAGGAGAGGCUGCACCGCUGCGGCCGCUGCGGGAAGGCCUUCGUCAAGAAGGGCGCGCUGACGGCGCACAUGCGCGUCCACACCGGCGAGACGCCGUACCGCUGCCCGCACUGCGGCUGGGCCUUCCGGUGGAAGAACAACCUGGCGGAGCACCUGAGGGUCCACUCGGGCGUCAAGCCCUACGUGUGCGGGAUCUGCGGCAAGGCGUGCGCCCGCAAGGUCUACCUGACCGUGCACAUGAGGACGCACAGCGGCGAGCGGCCGUACAAGUGCUCCGUGUGCCAGAAGGUCUUCACCCAGGGCCACUGUCUGAAGACUCACAUGAGGAGCCACCAGGGGGCGCCGGCCGCACCCUGACCGAGCUCCUGCUGGUCACGUUCUGCUGUCAGCACUUUA